GACUUUUCCUUCUUCCAGCAGUCCCGAGAGGUAGAAGUCGGCCAGGAACGCCGGCAGCUCAAUGAGCGACUGCAGCAGGACUCCGAGCAUGGAGCCUAUAACGUCGUGGACCGAGGACAGAGUCAGCGAGUGGCUCCAAGGUCUGGAUGCCCCCUUGCAUCAGUAUCCGCUGUCGGAGUGGCAUCUGUCAGGUAUGGAUCUGCUCCAGUUGACUUCUCUGGACCUGGAGAGGUUGGGGGUCCAUAAGAUUGGACACCAGGAGCUCAUCCUGGAGGCUGUGGAGAAGCUCUGCUCUCUGACUUAUGGCAUAGGAGGAGAGAAUUUGCGUGGUCUGACAGAGAAGCUGCGAGCCGUGGCCCACACCCUGCAGAUGGGCAUCCAGGGCCGCUGGCGCCUCAACAGCUACGACGGACGGAGCACCACCAAGCUGCCUGCUGGCAUCCUGCAGAUUGUUGUGGAACUCAUAACCUCUGCCAAAGGCCUCUUCUCUUUACUCAAUAGAUAUCAGCUCGCCCAGCUCAGUGGAUACACCACCACCAUAAACAUCUUCACUUACUGCAAAGAACUGGGAGACAUUGUGCACAAGCAGGACACCACAGUGUAUGAAAAGGAAAAGGACAUCAUCUCUGUGGGCCGUCAGCUGGUGGCGGUUUGCGAUGAGAUCCUGAAUUCCAGUCCUGAAACACUCCUUACCCACACUGUUCAGCUAGAGAGUGUCGACCUGGUGCCGGUGUCACCUGGCGAUCAGCUGGGGAUUGAGAUAACAUCCACUAGCUCCAGUAACCACUACGUGACCGGAACUGCAGUCGAGGAUUCCAAUGAUGUUUUUGUGAAGAUCUUGGCUGGUGAUGAGGUGGUUCAAGUGAAUGGCCAGAUAGUGGUGGGCUGGAGCAGAGCGAACCUUGUGAAGAAGCUUCGGGAGAAUCCCAACGGAGUGACUCUGGUCUUGAAGAAGAUUCCUGGAUCAGUGCGACGCAAAGACUCAGUCCAGGUCUCGUCCACACAGAGGGAGGAAGAAGAGAAAGAGGAGAGGUCAGAGGAGGAAGAAGAAGAAGAAGAGGAAAAGGACGAGGAGGAGAAUCCAAGGCACUCCAUAUUUGAGAGGGUAGCAGCUUCUGUCAGGUCAUUGUCUUUCAGGCGAGCUAUACACGGGCCAGAGGUACAACAGCAGCAGCCUAUGGGACAAGAGGAAUCAGAGUUACCUGCUGACAAGGAGUUGGUGGAAGGGAGCCAGACUCUAACUUCUUAUCAAAACCAACAGGACAGGCUGUCACCUCUGUCAACCUCAGGAGAGUUUGAGAGUUUGCACGGUUCACAACUCUCCCCCAGACUCCCCGGGAGCUCACCCAGAACGCCUUCACCCCUGAGUUUUGGCUCUUUCAGAAGUCCAUCACCUAAGACAGUCCACCAGGACACAGCCAGCAUCAGCUCCUGCCCUGAAAUGGUCGGACACACGGGGAAUAAGGACACUAAGAAGACCUGUACGAAAGGAAUGACAACAGCUCUGAGUCGACGUCGUGUUUCCUGCCGUGAGUUGGGUCACCCCGACUGCGACGGCUGGCUCUGGAAGAAAAGAAGGGAGAGCAGCGUCUUCCUCGCCCAGAAGUGGCAGCGCUUCUGGUUUGUCGUCAAAGGCCCCUACCUUUACUGGUACACCAGCCAACAGGAUGAGAAGGCAGAGGGUCUGGUCAACAUAGCCAGCUACAGUAUAGAGGGCGCCGGAGAGCACAAAAGAAAAUAUGUUUUCCAAAUGUGCCACUGGAAGUUUCAGAACUUCUUCUUCGCUGCUGAUCACGUCAGCGACAUGGGCAAGUGGAUCAACUGUCUGAUUACAGCCAUACAGAAGCACAAGAAGCUGAGAGGCCCAGACAGUGAAGAAGAAUAUUACAGUGAAACUGAAUCAGAGAGCGAAUCAUCUCCGUCGCCCCGCAGGAGAAACAAGAAGGUUCAGAGCCACACUCUGCCUCGCCCGAAAGGGAGGACAAACAAGAUGCCAAUAAUGAGUCCUUCAACAGAGGGCAGCAAAGGAACAGGCGGCCCAGUAGAUGAGAUGGGAAUGAUGUUAAACAACAUAAAAGAAGGAGGAGUUUCACUGAUCGGCCAUGAGCAGCCGUUUACGCACGACCACUUCAGGAAGUCAUUCAUCCGACGCAACAAGAACCCUGUCAUCAAUGAGAAGGCGCACACACUCCGAGCUCUGCAAAGCACUCUAAAAGCCAAAGAAGCAGAGUUGCAGCAGAUCAGCAAGAUCCUGGACGACUCCGAUCUGACGGCUUCAAAGUACCGUCAGUGGAAGGAGCAGAACGAGGAACUAGUCCAAGAGAUUGAGAGACUGGCCGCACUCAAGGCCCCCAACACGGAGGAUGUUGCAGUGGUGCAGGACACACCUACUGAGGCGGUUGCCUUGGAAACUGUCGCUAAGGAAACAGCGCCUGCAGAAACAGAAGGCGCAUACAGACUAAGCCUGAGCGAUGGGGAGCAGUUAGUUGACGCAGAGCCGUCUGAUGUUCUCCUGGAGAUCCCACCAGUCUCCUCGAACACAGAGACCAGUCCAGUGUUAGAACUCUCUCUGGGGUCGCUGCAGGAGUCAAUAAACAAGCAGCUGAGUAAGAUGGCAGAAAGUGGAGAAGCUGACGAGAACUAUUUCUACAUCUGAAACCACUGGAACGGUCACAGCAACUGAAAGUUGCUCUGUUAAACAAAAUCAGAUAGAUCGUCAAUCAUGCAGCAGUGUAAGACACCGUGUUUUCUGACGACGUUCGCCUGAAAGGACGAGUUAAAACUUGCCACAGAAUCAACGCUCUGAUCAAGUAUACUCAUGAAAUGCAUCAGUACAGACUUUUCUAUAGCAAACAUACUUCGACGUAUGACAAGUUUACGACAGCAAAGAGAACAACUUGCCAAGUUUCAGUCAAAAGCAAAAUAUCAAAUAGGACUUUUCUUGUACUUCAACAAGAAUUCGUAAUGUAAGUAAUGCCUCUUGUAAUGUGAUAUGUAAAUACAGUUUUACCAUAAAUACUGUCUGUAUUUGUUUAUUGACUUUACCUUAAUAAAGGUACAUUUAAAAAAAGGUUGCACAGAA
This is a messenger RNA of Amphiprion ocellaris (clown anemonefish), 3082 nucleotides long. It is a transcript of the gene cnksr1, whose product is annotated as connector enhancer of kinase suppressor of Ras 1. The transcript is spliced from 21 exons. Gene Ontology annotation, molecular function: protein binding. The coding region runs from base 62 to 2656 and encodes 864 amino acids. NCBI's taxonomy places the organism in Eukaryota, Metazoa, Chordata, Actinopteri, Pomacentridae. The record is from RefSeq and is a predicted model, not a curated record.